Molecule: messenger RNA, 6030 nt
Organism: Saxophila tyrrhenica
Lineage: Eukaryota; Fungi; Ascomycota; Dothideomycetes; Mycosphaerellales; Extremaceae
Gene: DCK1
Product: Deoxycytidine kinase 1
Exons: 1
Coding region: 1-6030 (2009 amino acids)
Biological process (GO): small GTPase-mediated signal transduction
Cellular component (GO): plasma membrane; cytoplasm
Molecular function (GO): small GTPase binding; guanyl-nucleotide exchange factor activity
Source: RefSeq, a predicted model, not a curated record
AUGCCGUGGAAGCCACUCCCGGCAGUGGCAUUCGCAAUAUGUGUCUACCCCUUUCAAGCGACCCAUUCCCACGACCUCCCCCUUCAGAUCGGCGACAAUAUCUACAUCAUCGAGCAAGGAGGAUACGACAAUGAGUGGUAUCGAGGAUAUUUGGUCGCGCCCCCUUCCCUACUGGCUGGCCUCACUAGCGACAGUGGACAGCAGCUCGAACACCGGGUCUUCUCUGGCAUCUUCCCACGGAAUUGCGUCGAGAUCAGGGAGCUGCUGGGCGAGAACAAGUCCAGUGCAGAUGCGAGAGCUGCUGCGGCAGAGGCGUUGGAAGGCAAAGCGGACGAUGAAGCGCCGCUGGAGAGGAGAAAGAGCCAGGCCCAGUAUGCGCGGCGGUUGAGUCGCGCGCUGAGCCGGAAGAGGAGUACGACAGACAUGCAGAAGAAGGUGCGGCAGGUGUAUAUUGAUGCCUCGGAGCCUAUGCCACGCGAUCCCAAUGCGCCGAAGCCGUUGGCUCCUGUGCCUAUGCUCAGAGUAGGGGAUGAGAUGGGUUCGGCUGUAGAGGAGCCAUUGGUGGACGAGAUUGCUUCUUGUCUACGGGAAUGGCAUGAUGCUCGACUUCAUGAGAUGCUGCUAGCGAGAGGGUACAGCCAGCUCGUCCGGGUGCAAGAACUCGUCAAGCGGGUGGAUACCAGCAGGAAGCAGCUUAUGCACGAUGUCAUGACAAUGAGGGAGCUUACUACACUGCGGGAAGACACUGUGUGGGACCUUGUGGCUGGCAAUAAGAUGUUGAACGACGAAAUCAUCGUUCGAAGUCCAACGGAGAAAGGGCGGAUAUUGACUGCAGACGACUCUGUGAUCGAGAUGACAAGACUACAGGCCAACAUGAGCAUACUGGACCGACCUCCUAAGCCGCCGGCUGAUCUGCACAUGCAAUACCAUGUACUGAUUGACGUCCACAAUCUCGUGGGCGACUUCGACACGCCGGCGCAGCUGCAGAUCUACCUUUGUGUCAAGGAGUUUGGCGAGAAGCCAAAACCGGUCAGCGAGAACUACGCCAUCUCAUUGCCACUCCCCGAUACUCCUUCCAAAAAUCCUGAGGACUUGACAAAGGUCGUCUUUGCGAAUCUGAGCGCUACUGACAUCGGCAUUGGCUCGGAUUCGACACAGAUGUACGCCGUCUUCAAGCUCAUACAGGAUGAGCCAGUGCGCAACGCUUUGGCGAACGAGCCUCUGCUUGGACACCAGGCCAAGUCAUCCGUCUCGUCGGGGUCUGGCGAGCCUCUUCAGCCACCCCAGAAGUUUGCAAGCUUAAAAGGCAGGCGCAGCGUUUUCGGAAGCCAGAAAAAGAGCGACAGCAUGCUUCGGUCAACGUCUGACAACUCACGUCGACCGGCCACGGGACAGUCGCAGCGCUCUAAUUCUGACGUUCGUUCGACCAACUCGACUAUCGACCCGCCUUCUUCACACGACACAAAGGUUGUGAAGCGGACAGUUGGCGUGGGCGCUGUAGAGGUCGGCCGGCUUGCGCAGCAACAGAGCGAGCUGGAUACAAAAGUGGCCAUGUGGGCUCCAGCAUCAUCGGCAGCGAACGAUAAGAGCGACGAGAGUCACGAUUGGAGCGAGAUCAUCCGUGAGCUGCAGAGAAGCGUUAAUGGAGGCUACUCUCGUGUCGGCAUAUUAAAGCGCUUUGACGUCUUUGCUACAGCUUUUGCGUCAACCGACAUCGACACGCUUAUCCGCAACAAUCCUACCCUCCUACAUGACGUGCAUAUGGCUGAGAAACUUGGCUUCUCUGGCGUGCCGACUCACAAGCGAUCUGACAUCUAUCUCACGUUGUCAGAACCUACCAUCGGGCGGAACGCAGCCUUACAGCACUCGAAAUUCGGCAAUGUGCCGCUUGCCCAGCGAUGCCAGAGUAACAUGGCGAACCUCCAGCUCACCCUUGAAGUCCGCAAAGGGAAUGGUGAGCGCAUCGAUGACUGCAUCUUCACUGCUUCCAACCACCAGGGCCAUACUGCUUGGCGCACUACUGCUGUCGAGCGAGGCGAAGCCUGGAAUCAAACCAUCAAGCUCGCUAUACCUACCGAAGAUGUUCCAGGCAGUCACAUUGUUAUGAGCAUUGCGGACUCGCCGAACUUCCCGUUUGCGCUCUCCUGGAUCCCACUGUGGGAGCACGAUGCUUUCGUUCGAGAUGGAGACCACCAGGUAGCGCUUUACGUCUACGACGAGUACUCGUCCAGCAUCAUCGGCGGCAAGGGCGCUUACCUUGCGCUGCCCCCUUGGCACGACAAGAAGAACGAGCCUGGGUAUGGCACAUCCGCUACCGUCUCCAUCCGCACCUACCUCUGCAGCACGGAAUACUCACAAGACCCGAACUUGCUCGGCUUGCUGAACUGGCGCAAUUUCCACGGCGCAAAGCUCGUCGAGCUCCUCGAGCGCUUCUCCUUUGUGCCUGAGAUCGAAGUCGUGAAGCUGCUCGGGGAAAUCUUUGACGCGCACUUCGAGAUCUUGCAUGAGUAUGCCAAUAGCGAAGCCUACGAGGACGUCGUCUUCCACAACUUUGUCGUGAUUUUUGGCAUUGCUCGUGACAGGCGGUUCAGUUUGACGAAUGUGAUCGAGCAUCAUGCUCGCACGAGGCACGAUUGGCCGUACGCGAGUCGAUGUCUGGUCAGAGCGUACCUCCGCCUGGUGUCGAAUCCGAUGGACUCAGAGGCGUCUCGGAAGCUGCGUGAGACACUGAAGGUUGGAGACCAGAUGCUACGACUGAUUGUGGAGACGCAAAAGGAACGACCGGAAAAUGCGGGCGCGGAGAUGAAUGGCGACUAUGAUCAACGGCAUCCAGACUUUCAGCAAGAUCUACAGAACCUGUUCGUGGCGCUGAUGGCGCUGAUGCGCAACCCGAUGCCGGUCCUUCUGGGCACUCAGACGCUGGUGGUACAGCACUUCCACACCUGGCUCCCGGAACUUGCAGCCUUUAUGCCAUACGAAGACAUCCUGGAAGUAGCCACCAACCUCCUCGACGCUUGCGCGCACGCAAAGGGCAAGAUGAUCCUCUUCCGCCUCAUCCUGAUCAUCAACUACAGCCAUCUGGACAUCUUCAAAGCUCCAGAGAUCCGUACCACCUUGGUCGCGAACACUUUCCGCUGGUUGGCGCCGUACUGGGGCGACUGCGUAAAUGUGACAGACCAGUGGCGAGAUCAAGUACGGCUCUGCUGUUCCGUUGUUGCGGCGCAGAUGGAGGAGCUGGGUGAGGAUACGUGCCAAUACGUCCCCAAGCUUGUGGCUUCUUACAGCGCGCUGGAGAAGUCCCAACGCAAGGCGAAGAAGUCUUUCAGUAUGCUUUUCCCGACUAGCUUCCCUUUUCCUUCGAAAGCGACGGCGAAGGAGGUGGGCGUGGAUGAAGCGAUGCUGGAGAUCUCGGCUUUACUUGCCGCGGCGCUGACGACACAGCAACGGUUGUACUUUGAUGCGAAUCAGGUCGAUAUCCCUGGUGUGCUGUUGCAGGCACUUAAGGUCGAGCAGAGCGUGUUGAAGGGACAAGCAUUUCCACGCAGUUGGUUGAGCUUGCAUGUCAGUCAUCACCGCUUCUCCAUCAAUGCCUUGGAGCGAAUCUUCGAGGUGCUGGUGGAAUUCUUACCGGACUCGAACGCACCGGAUAUGGAAGAUGCUAUUGAGUUUGACACUGAAAUCUGGCGCGCUUUCUUCGAGACGCUGUUUGCGGCCGUUAGCAGCUCGGCGCUGGCUAUGGAGACGUUUCCGGAGCAGAAGCGGAGGGCGAUUUGGAAGAUUGCUGGGGAUGUGCGGGAGAUAGGCGCUGAUCUGAUUCGGCGCAGCUGGGAUGCUAUUGGAUGGGAGGCCGAUGAUGAGAGUAAGAAGUUGCACGGCUUCGAGCGCAUCGGCGGCUACCAGGUGCAGUUCGUGCCUGAGCUCAUUGCUCCGAUCGUCGAGUUGUGCUUAAGCGUCCACGGCAGUCUGCGGAACGUGGCGGUCGAGGUGUUACGCACCAUGAUCAUCAGUAACUGGGAGAUCGACCAGGACCUUGCUGUUAUCCAGUCGGCGAUGAUCGAAUGUCUGGAUAAUUUGUGCCGGAGCCAGAAGGUCUCAGAGUCCAUGCUGCAGACGACGUUUAUCGACGAGAUGAUCACGCAGUUCCAGCCGUUGCAGAAUACGGUGGAAGAUAGCUUGUACCUCGCUGUCAUGGAGAUGUUUGGCCGGAUCGAGGAGUUGCUGAGUAUGCUGGCGAGUGUGCAUCGCGGAGGUGCGAUCAACGAGGCUACGCGGAUUGUGGAUACUUUGCGCUUGAUGGAGUUUCUUAAGGAUGUGCAGUCCGAGGAGGCGUACAUCCGAUACGUGCAUCAAUUGGCGUCGGUGCAAGCCGCUGCUGGCAAUCAUACUGAAGCUGGACUCGCGCUGCACAUGCAUGCUGAACGGCUGGAAUGGGAUCCCACGACACAACUGGAGGAGGUGGCAGAGCCCAAGCUGCCGGCUCAAUCGGCCUUCGAACGCAAAGAAGCGCUGUACUUCGAGAUGUGCGAGUACUUUGAAAAAGGCAAGUGCUGGCACCGCGCUCUGGCGGCUUAUCGCGAACUCGGCCAUCAGUACGAGCACAACACUUUCGACUAUUCGAAGCUGGCGAGGUCACAGCGGGCUAUAGCUACCAUCCAUGAGAAGAUCGCAAAGGGCGACCGCAUCAGUCCGCGCUUCUUCCGGGUGGUGUACAGAGGUCUGGGCUUUUCACCGAACUUGCGGGACAAGGAGUUCAUUUUCGAAGGCCAGCCUGAGGAUCGUCAAGCCAAUUUCGAAGAGCGUCUGCAGCAGUUGCACCCGAUCGCGCACAUUACUCGUGCUGAAAAGGAGACCGAUGUCGAAGGCCAGCAUUUGCUGGUGUACCCCGUCAGUGCGAAUAAGGAUUUGCGGCAUAUGCUCUACCAGCGCACCAAGGUGUCGCAGUCAGCUAGGGAGUACAUUUUGCUCUCGAAUCCUUCGCGGUUCGCUACCACGUCUCGGCAAUUGCAGCAGGAUGUCCCGGUCACGGAGCAAGCGGUCGAAAAGGAGAUUUACACCACGGCGGAGCCUUUCCCGACUCUGCUCAGUCGAAGCGAGAUUGUUGCAACUGAGGCGGUAAUGCUUUCGCCGGUUGAGGCUGCUGUUGAACGUACUACGAGGAAAACGCAGGAGAUCUUGUCGUUGGAGAAGAGGGUCUCGAGCGGGGAGGAUGAGAGUGCUAUGAACAGGUUGUCGGACGAGCUGUUGCUGUCUGUCGACCCGCAGUCGGACAGCAGUGUUUCGCGGUAUCGCAGCCUUCUGCCGAGAGCACAGCAAGGCGAUGCUGCCUCCGGUGACGACGAGUACGCUAUGCUGGAGCAGGAAGAGGAGCCUUUGGGUCCCAUGCAAAACGCUCUCAGGGUAGCUUUACUCGACCACACCCUCGCCAUCCGCCGCUGUCUAAGCCUGUACACCAGCUCCGCAUACGUCGCCACCAAAGCCGAGCUCGUGCCCCGUUUCGAAGCGACCUACGAAGUCGAAAUCACCACCCUCUUCCCCAACGGCGACGGCCUCAUGGACGAAGCGAGCCGCCGCUCCUCCCUCGAAGAACGCCGCGCGAGAGCUUCCACUCGCACCGCCGACCAAGCGGCUCCAGGCGCGCAGCAAGACCAAGCUCCCGCCGAUGGCUCCCAGGAUCCUCCGCGCACGCACUCCCGCCGCCGCUCCCUGCCUUUCCUCCGACGCAUGGCGUCCGGGAAUACACGACAACCGAACGGCGAACCGGAAGAAGGCGGUGGAAGGGCGACUUCGCGCCAAUCGAGCCGUAGUCGGACGAGGGGCGAGAGUCUGACAAGGAGGCUGAGCUUUUUCAGGAACGAGCAGCAGCAGCAUGAGGCGGGGUUGAAGCCAGGGUCUUCGGCGGGGGGGAGUACGUUGCAUGCUAAUGGGACGGCUGGGGCGGAAGGAGGGGGGAGUUUGAAGAAGCGGUUGAGUUUUUUGAAGGCGACGGGGGGGAGUGGGUUAGGAGGUGGUGGUGGUGGGGAGGUCUAUUGA